This is a messenger RNA of Populus trichocarpa (black cottonwood), 992 nucleotides long. RefSeq names its product BTB/POZ domain-containing protein At3g56230. Lineage: Eukaryota; Viridiplantae; Streptophyta; Magnoliopsida; Malpighiales; Salicaceae. The record is from RefSeq and is a predicted model, not a curated record. Gene Ontology annotation, molecular function: protein binding. The coding region runs from base 165 to 986 and encodes 273 amino acids. The transcript has 3 exons.
UUAUAUAUAUAUAUUCAGGUAUAACAAACGGUUUGGUGAUAACUACUUGGGAAAGUUGGCAUGAGUUUAAAAGAGGAAACACCUUUCCUCCUCCUCGCUCUUCCUCCUCCUACCUAGCUCACCUUGCCUUUCCUUCUGUUAUACAAAUAAAGGCAAAUCUUCAAAUGGACUGCUCAAUUUGUUGCUCUAUGCCAUUGAUCUUAAGGCCUCCAAGGAAUACCAUUUGCGGAGCAUGCUACGAGGGAGCUAAGAGCGUCAUCACCUUGAUGAACAAGCUUGAAAGUGAUGAAACAGCUGACAAGGCCACCAAUUCUCUACCUUCUUCGCCAAAUCCGUGUAAGCCUCAGCCACUUGCUAAUAUUCCAAGAUGGAUGAUUAGUAUGAAGGAUAGAGAAUCUGAACUGAAUGAGAAGAUAAGUUUUCUCAGUAGCUUUAUUGCCUUAUUUAAAGAUCAAAUUCUCACGGACAUACAACUCAAGCCUGGCAAUGAUGGGCCUUCCAUAUCUGCACACAGAGCAUUACUGGCAGCAAGAUCUGAAAUAUUUAAGAACAUGCUGGACUCAGAUGCCUACAAAGCUCCUGCAAGCGACACCAUAAUGCUCCCUGAAUUGAACCAUCAAGAGCUUGAGUCUCUAUUAGAAUUUCUUUACAGUGGAAACUUGCCUAGCGAAAAGCUGGAGAAGCAUGUCUACUCAUUGACCCUUGCAGCUGACAAAUAUGAUAUUCCAUACCUGCUCAAAUUUUGCGAAAGGCAUAUGCUCAGAUUCCUGAACUCAUCUAAUGCUCUUGACGUGUUAGAAAUCUCGGAUACAUGUUCCAACAAAACACUAAAGGAGACUGCCUUGAAUUUCAUUGUAAAAAACAUGGAGGAUGUAGUUUUUUCUACUAAAUAUGAAGCUUUUGUACCGGAGAACCCACAUUUAGCUGUGCAGAUUACGAGGGCUCUUUUGAUGGAUGUCAAAAAUAGAAGAAAUAGUGGAGUUUGAUCAAAA